Plasmodium malariae is the source of this 6288-nucleotide messenger RNA. RefSeq names its product serine/threonine protein kinase, putative. The record is from RefSeq and is a predicted model, not a curated record. Gene Ontology annotation, molecular function: ATP binding; protein serine/threonine kinase activity. Gene Ontology annotation, cellular component: cytoplasm. Gene Ontology annotation, biological process: protein phosphorylation; intracellular signal transduction. The transcript has 5 exons. Bases 1 to 6288 code for a protein of 2095 amino acids. Lineage: Eukaryota; Apicomplexa; Aconoidasida; Haemosporida; Plasmodiidae.
AUGAUGCUGACGAAUGCCAAAUGGAGAAAUGAAUGGGACAGGGAACUUCGAUCGAUUCCUCAAGUCGAAUCAAUAACAGACGCAGAUUUAGAACUGACAGAAAAUGUCUUUCUUAUUUGGCAGUUUUUAAAGCUCUACCAUUCGUCAAUUCCUCAAAUGAGAAGUCUUAUAGACUUCAUAGCAGUUAAAAAAACAGAAUAUUUGCAGUGGGGGGAACACAUUGACAAUGUUAUGUCUAGAGGUCUAGCUAAAGGACAACAACUAUUUAAUGUGUUAAUUUCUAGCGGGAAAAAAAUACAAGCGAGAUAUUCGAAGAAGAAACUGUGUGAUUCUUUACAGUACUACCACAUGAAGAAUUAUAUUAUUUUGGAAAAAAUAAACACAGGUUCUGUCGGACAAGUCCACCUAGCCUUAGACAAGACCACAGACACACUCGUAGCUGCAAAAGCUAUUGAUAAAUCUACGGUACAAGGGGAUUUAGGACUAUAUAAAAAAUUAAAGGAGGAGAUAAAAGUUUCUUGUAAAAUGAAUCAUCCAUAUGUUGUAAAAACAAUAAACAUUCUUGAAACAAAAGAGAAGAUUAUUCAGAUAAUGGAGUACUGUGACGGGGGAGACUUAAUAUCCUACGUUAGAAAUAAGCUGCAUUUGGAGGAGUUAAGUGCGCAGUACUUUUUUAGAAAAAUUGUUGAAGGACUCAAGUACAUGCACGAAAAUAACAUAGCACAUAGAGACUUAAAACCUGAAAAUAUUUUUUUAUGUAAAAAGCAAUUGAAUCAAAAAGAGAAAACAUUAAUUAGAAUAGGUAAGCUACCUUCAUGUUCAGAAUAUGAAUUGAAAAUUGGAGAUUUUGGGGCUUGUUGUUUCAAUGAAAAAAAUAAAUUACAUUAUGAUAUUGUUGGUACGUUAAGUUAUGCUGCACCUGAAGUAUUAGGAUGUAACAAUAAAAAAGGAUAUGACGGUCAAAAAGCAGAUAUAUGGAGUCUAGGUAUUAUAUUGUAUGCUAUGUUAUUUGGUUUACUCCCAUUUGAUAAUGAGGAAAAAGAUAUUAAAGAAGCAUAUAACGAAAUCGUAAAAAAUAAAAUUGUUUUCCCCAAAAAUAGAAUUAAUAAAAUUUCUAUGAAUGCCAGAAAUUUAUUAUCAGGUAUGCUUAACAUCAAUCCUGUAAAUCGAUUAUCUCUUCAUGAAGUUAUUAACCACGAAUGGUUAGCUGAUACAGCUAAGAAAAAAUUAGAAAUAUCAUACAUAAAUAGUAGAAAAAUGAAUUUUCCUAUUUCUUCAACCGUCGCUUAUCCUGUUUAUUCGAAUAACAACAUUUUGUAUUACAACUUAUAUAAGAAACUAGCUUUCACAAACAACGGAGAUACGAGUGUUACUUCCAGUAACGUAAGUAACGGUCCUUCCACGUAUCUAAAUAGGGGCACAGCCAAGUUAGAUAUUAAGAGUCCUACCAACUAUGAUGUUAAAUACCCCACGAACUUUGACAUUAUCAACCCCUCCAACUUCGACAUUAUCAACCCCUCCAACUUCGACAUUAUCAACCCCUCCAACUUCGACAUUAUCAACCCCUCCAACUUCGACAUUAGCAGCACUACGCACCUUAGCAGUGGUCAAAGACACAACAGUGUCAAUACCACCACAACCAAUAUAACCAAUGUAACCAAUAAAACCAAUGUAACCAAUAAAACCAAUGUAACCAAUAAAACCAAUAUAACCAGUACAACUAGUAUAGCCAAUAAAACCAAUGUAACCAAUAAAACCAAUAUAACCAAUACAUCCAAUAAAACCAAUGUAAUCAAUACAUCCAAUAAAACCAAUAUAACCAGUAUAACCAAUACAUCCAAUAAAACCAAUACAGGAUCUAGCAUUAUUUACGAUAAAGGAAGAAUGUAUCACCUGUACGAGCACAAUUCGAAUAUAACGAAAAGCAACUAUCACAAUAAAAAUUUAUAUAUAUAUGAUAAUAAAGGACUGAUUUACAACCAAUUAAAACAUUACAAGGAGGAUCCAGGUAACACAGACAAAAAUCGAAUCUAUGAAGAUAUUAUACUUACAUAUCAAAAUAACAUUUACGAAACGAAUAAUCGAAAGGAACAAAUUAUCUCUGAAAAGAACAUAUUACGGGACAAGAAAAACAAACAAACAAGUGCAAUCAAAGAAAAGAUGAAUAAACCUUAUGAGGAUAGCAAGUAUAUAGAAAGAAUUAUUAAAGAAAAUGAACAAGCUAAUAAAAAUUAUGUUGAUAGAAUAUAUUGCGAUGGUAAACUUAUUGACAAUAUGUACAUAAACAGUAGGUAUAACAAGAGUGACUAUUCUGAAUGUGGUAAGUCUAAUGAAACGAAGUAUAUCGAUAAUAAAUAUAUGCUCCUUGAGACGUACAACAACAUCUCUUCUACUUGUUUAGCUAGAGAAUAUAAUGGCGUAUACGAUUUGUACGCAAUUAAAAAUAACAAUAACAUAACUCACAACAGUGAUAGCAGUACCACUAACAUUAACACUUACAUGAAGAGCAAUAACAAAAGCAGCGCUGAGGUUAACAAUAACAGCAGUAAUAGCAGUAACAAAGGUAAUAACAAUAAUAGCAGUAAUAGCAGUAACAACGGUAAUAACAAUAAUAGCAGUAAUAGCAGUAACAACGGUAAUAACAAUAAUAGCAGUAAUAGCAGUAACAACGGUAAUAACAAUAAUAGCAGUAAUAGCAGUAACAACGGUAAUAACAAUAAUAGCAGAAAUAGCAAUUGUAAAAGCAACUCUAAUAGUAAUCGUAAUAGCAGUAACAAUAUGUACACUGAAAAAAGCAGCCCCAUGAAACCUGGUAAAGACAAUAUUUUACAUAUCAGAAAUAAUAACUCACUCGAAAAUUGUUACUUCUUAAAAAAUAAACAUAUUAAUUUAGCUAACGAUUUUUCUGAUGCACUCUUAAAAAAUUAUGAAAACUAUGACGUUGUUCAUACAAGUAAGGAUAACGAUGUGUACAGGGUGAAGUACGCGCAUAAUAUAAACUGUGCGAAUAGCGCAAACAGUACGAAUAGCGUGAUUAGCGCGAAUGGUGUUAGUGAGUCAAAAAGUGCGUUAUUAAACAAUAACAAUCUAAUUAUAAAUAAAAGGUAUAUUCCCCACAACGACAUAACAUCUGCUAUUAAACAAGAUAAUCCUAAUAAUGUUCAACAGUUCAAAUACUAUUACUAUGAUGAUAAAGGAGUGUACAUUGGGUACUCAUAUAACGAAAAGAAUGAUUCCAAACAAGAAUUUUCGUAUGUUAUACCUGGAAAUAUAAUCAGCUCUGCUGCCAGCAAUUACAAGAACAUUAACUUUAUGUAUGCAAAUGAUUACUGUUCAUACAGAAGGGGAACAUCAGAGUAUAUCGAUGUGAAUACUGUUACUAAUUAUAAUGCGCUCUCAUCAUCUAAUGUUCAGAAUUAUAAAGCACUUACUACCAAUUUUCCAAAAAAUGAAUGCACAAAAAUAUGCAGUAAAAAAGAAUACAGUAAGAAGUAUCUAUAUGGGGUAACAAUUUCCGCACAAGAGCAAAAAGGAGAGCUAAUUACCCAGGCACUCGAAGGAGAAGAAGCGAUAGAGGGGGAAAAAAAAGGCGUUUGCACAAGCAUGCACAAGAGCAAUAAAGGAAACGCCAACAUAAAUAACAGCAAUAGCAAUAACAACAACAACAGCAGCAGUAACUACUGCACGAACCCGGUUAAUAAAAUUUCUUCCGAGAAACUGGAUGAAUGUUCUGCCAUUACAAGUCUUGAACAUGAGCAUAUACAACCAAAUAAAGGAGAUGAAAAAUGUAGCAAUCAAAAAUGCAGCAGCAGUAGUAGUAACGAUAAAAAUACAGGUAAUGAACCAUACAAAUACGUGGCUAUACCAAAUCUGUGUGGCAAUUCUAAGUUGAACUUACACAGUGAUUCCGAUUUAAAUUUAAAAAAAAAAGAUACAUGUAUUGUUAAGAAGGUUAAGAAGGACAAACUUGUUGAUACUAUAAAAAUAGAAAACAUGAUCAACCAAGAAGCAAAAAUAGUUGACAUUGAAAAAACGAAUAAUGAAAAGGUGAACAGUUCAUUAAUUGAAAAAAAUGAAAUAAGCAUUAACCCUCGAAAAAGGGAAGAAAACGCCAUUUCUAAUCUCAUUCACAAUGAAAAUGUUAUCAAUAGUACAAUUAAGGUCAGCGAAGAGGAACUCAUCAAAAUGAAUAAAUCUGAGUAUGUUCAUAAUGUUCAUUCAAAAUAUAAUAAUAGUAGUAGUAAUUGUAAUGGUAAUAAUAAUAGUAGUAAUUGUAAUGGUAAUAAUAAUAGUAGUAAUUGUAAUGGUAAUAAUAAUAGUAGUAAUUGUAAUGGUAAUAAUAAUAGUAGUACUUGUAAUGGUAAUAAUAAUAGUAGUAAUUGUAAUGGUAAUAAUAAUAGUAGUAAUUGUAAUGGUAAUAAUAAUAGCAAUAAUAACAACAAUAAUAACAAUAAUAACAACAAUAAUAACAAUAAUAACAACAAUAAUAAUUACAGUAAAAGCAAUUCGGCUAGUACAGUACUACAAAACAACUUACAUCUUUUUAGUAGAAUCAAAAACUUCUCAGAUAGCCGUUAUAAUAAGAGGAGGUUAUUCAGUCAAAAUAAGAAAAACAGCUUCAAUUUAUUUAGCAGACAAGUUGAAAAAAUUAAUAAUUAUAUUGCCGAUUCUUUGUCUGAUUACAAUUUAGCUAAAUGUACAUUAUUGAACGUCCCUAAUAAUGUAAAUGAUAAGGAACAGUCGCAGGCAAUAUCUAACAAAGUAAUUUCAUAUAAUAGUGAAGGCAUAUCAUUGAACAAUAAUACAUUCUAUCUAACUUACCAUGAAAUAACAGGAGAAGAAGAGAAAAAAGAACAUGCAAAUGUAUUAAGUAAUGAGCAAUGGAGUAAAGACAAAUUGAGUUAUCAUGAUAUUAAACAUGUAGAAGGAAGUAAUAUAAUAAAGAAUAAGAAGAAAAAAAUGGAAAGACACACACAUAUCAGUGGUACAACAGACGCUAAUGUACUAAAGCAAUGCCAUAGAGACAACGUGAAAAGAGAUAAGGAUAAACAUUUCAAUAUAUUCAAUUAUUGUAGUAAUAAGGAUAAGAGGGAAUAUAAAACUACAAUUAUGGAAAAUUGCACAAAGGAAAACGAUUCCUAUAACGACGGGAAUAGAAAUCCAUGCACAAAUGACAAGGUUGACGGAGUGGACGAAAAAAUUAGAGAAAAGGAUUACAAUCGCAAUCAAAGUGAUGGUAACUGCUGCCAAAGUGAUGGUAACUGCUGCCAAAGUGAUGGUAACUGCUGCCAAAGUGAUGGUAACUGCUGCCAAAGUGAUGGUAACUGCUAUCAAAAAGAUAGUAACUACUGCCCAAAUGAUGAAGGGACGAAAAAUUGCGAUGAAGCAAAUGCACAUAAAAUAGCUCAGAAUGCAUUACAUAAUGGCAAACUACUAUGUGAAGAAGACUUAAAUAAUGAUGACAAAUCUAACUUGCCAAAACACGAACUCAAUGAAAAUUACAGUGAGAACUUAAUAUUACCUAUAUCUACUAGCGAACAGAAAGAAACAUAUGGUGAUAAGAAUGGAAAAAGAAAAUUGAGAAGAAACAUAGAGCUGGAUGUUAAGGGAGAAAUUGGUGAAUACGCAAACGGUACAUAUAAUAAUAAUAAUAAUAAUAAUGCAAGCGAAAAUGAUAGAGAUAAACAAGGUAGUGAUAUGCAUGAUGGAAACAAUCAUUUAAAAUUAAAAAGUAUGUAUUAUUCAAACAAAAGAGAUGUCCACUUACUACCUCUAAAUGUUGAUAAUCAUUAUAUGAGAAAAUACUACUUAAAUUUUGAUACCAUAUUUUCAGAGAAUAAAAAGAAAACAAAGAAAACAACUCAGUUAACCCCGAUAUAUUAUAUGAAGGAUGAAAAUGUAUAUCCUAGUAAUAACACAAAACAAAACAAAAAAAAAAAAAUGUUUGACAAAGGAAAUCUUGAUAUAAUAAAAGAAAAAAAGAAAAACCCUCCAAACAUAAUUUCAAAUAUUUUCAAAAAUGACAUCAUUAAUUUUAAGUAUCCUACUGAGGAGUUUUACAUAUAUGAAAACAAUGAAAAGAAUAUUUUUAAAAAUAUGAAAUAUAAUUCUAAAAAUUGCACACUUAAUAAUGAUAAAGUUUUAUCAUAUGACGAACUAAUCAAUGAAGAAAAAUCUAUAUACUUUUCUUCUAACAAAGUAGAUUACAAAAAUUUCGUAGAACAAAAAAACAGUUGUAAGGGUAGAAAUUACUCGGACAGUAAAUAUUAUUCCUGCAAUUUUGUCUAA